Danio rerio (zebrafish) is the source of this 4429-nucleotide messenger RNA. The record is from RefSeq and is a predicted model, not a curated record. NCBI's taxonomy places the organism in Eukaryota, Metazoa, Chordata, Actinopteri, Cypriniformes, Danionidae.
UGUGUGUGUGUGUGUGUAGGAGAGAGAGAGAGAGAUCUCCUAAGGUGAGAGAGAUACGGUGGGUAGGAGGGUCUCAUUCCUCUCCCCAGCGCCCAGUUCCAGCACACACACUCCUGCUGGACGCUCUGGAGCGCUCACACACACUCACACACACAGGGCCUGAGGACGAGCGCUGCGUUUGCCGACUGCAGGAGAAAGUGUGUGUGUUGUGAGUGAUGGAUCUCUGCUGUAGGAUCUAGAACUUGUACAGACAGGAGCCGCUGGAAUGGCAAACUCAGAGACGCUGGAAACUUCCGUCUGAGCAAGAUGUCUGAGGCUAUUUGCUGCACGGUGGUGAACUGCAACUGUGACAGUUUUAAACCAGGUAAACUGAGGCGGCGACUCUGUGAACACUGUAGGCACGGCUGGGUCGCCCAUGCUCUGAGCAAGCUGAAGGUUCAUCACAUGUACCAGGGCAGCCAGGUGGAGAUCGUUCACUCCAAUGUGGUAUUUGAUAUCUGUAGUCUGAUGCUUUAUGGGACGCAGGCGAUCCCAGUGCGUCUGAAGAUCCUGCUGGACCGACUCUUCAGCGUCCUCAAGCAGGAGGAGGUUAUUCAGAUCCUCAAUGCGCUGGACUGGACUCUACAGGACUACAUCCGCGGAUACGUCCUGCAGGACGUGGCUGGUAAGGUGUUGGACCGCUGGGCGAUAAUGACCUUUGAAGAGGAGAUCGUCACGCUGCAGCAGUUCCUCCGAUUUGGGGAGACCAAAUCCAUCGUGGAGCUCAUGGCCCUGCAGGAUAAGGAGGGACAGGCUGUUGUUGUCUCCACCACCAAGACCAAUUCUGACAUCCGCAGCUUCAUCGAGAGCAGCACGCAGCGCUCGGUACGCCUGCCUGCUAAAGCGGAUGCCCCUGGCUGCAGUAAUGGGCACCACUUCGAGACGCUGGUCAACAGUAUGGCGCUCAUGUUGCCGCUGCAGCUUAUGAACUCGGUGCCCGCGCCGCUGCUGAGUUGCAAUACAGACUCCGACCACCAGGAGGUGCAAAACAGGCACGACGCUUCAGAAAUAAGCCUGGACAGUGUUUCACCGUUCGAGUCUGGCCCCGUGAGAACAGACGUGUUGCUGAACAGCGAAUCUCCAAAGAUGGAAUCGGAAGAGUUUAACGUGAGCGGAAACUCCUCUCCGUCCACGAACUGCACACCCUCCGUCCACUCCGAAAUCACACACCUGUCUCCGGAGAGCAAGAUCCGGUGUGCAGAGAAGAGCGGAUCGCUGAAGAAGGGCCGCGUGUUCUGCAGCGCCUGCGAGAAAACCUUCUACGAUAAAGGCACGCUGAAGAUCCACUAUAAUGCAGUUCACCUGAAGAUCAAGCACAAGUGCACCAUCGAGGGCUGCAACAUGGUGUUCAGCUCCUUACGCAGCCGGAACCGACACAGCGCCAACCCCAACCCACGGCUGCACAUGCCAAUGAACCGCAAUAAUCGUGACAAAGACCUGCGGGGUGGCCUGAGCCCGGGCCUAGAGGAUGGGCAGGAGGACGAGAAGAGAGAGUUCAUUCCCAUCCCGGAGAGCCGCAACGUCUCCAGUUUUAUAAUUCGCAAUUCCGAGCCCAAACUGCACGGCUCACUGUCGGGCCUAAGCCAGAGCGGCAUCCUCUUUCCCAACCUGAAGACAGUACAGCCAGUGCUGCCCUUUUACCGCAGCCUGGUGACCCCGGCUGAGCUGGCACACACGCCGGGCAGCCUGCCCUCCCUGCCACUGUUGUCCUCCUCUGUGCCCGCCGGCUCCAGACACAUGCUGAUGGACACGGUGCCCAAGAAGAAAUCUCGCAAGUCCAGCAUGCCAAUCAAAAUCGAGAAAGAUGAGCUGGCGGAGGAGGGUGUGUCUGAAGAAGAGACUCCGCCCCUCAGCCCCUGCACAGAAAACUGUGGUGUCAGCAACUCGGGCCGUGAGGAUGGCGAGGAUCUUCUGUUGACCACCGUGGACACCCAAGACACUCAGUGGCACAAACUGACCCAUGAGGACAGUUGCAUCAUCUCACCAUCCUCUCCUUCCAUCUUUCACAUUAAACAGAACAGCGAGAAAGAGGAGUCCUUAAAAUGUGAAGAGCCAGCAUGCAGUUCCCGCCCGGAGCCCUGCAGCCACUGGCCAGCCCGUUUCACACAACACAGCGAAAACUGUGCAGACGGCGGCAGUGACCCUGAGAGCGUGGGUCUGGAUGAUAAAGAAGAGCUGUCGCACCCGUGUGAGAUCUGCAGCAAGACAUUUAAAAACCCUUACAGUGUGAAAAUGCAUUAUCGAAAUGUGCACUUAAAGGAGAUGCACAUGUGCACUGUGGACGGCUGCAAUGCUGCGUUUCCGUCCCGCCGCAGCAGAGACCGACACGGUGCAAACCUGAAUCUGCACCACAGGCUGUUGACCAAAGAUCAUUCAGGAACAUCUUCUCUCCGCAGAGAGCCUCCAGACCUGCUUCACCAACAGCCUCUGGGUCAGAUGUCCGGCGUCCUGAAGGGCAGCCAGCGCACGGGUCUGGUGUUCCCCAUGAGUAAAUCCCUAGAGCCAGAAGAGGGCGCUGUGGAAAACGAGGCAGUGUUGGACCUGAGCACCCGAGGGAGCAGCCAGUCGUCCUGGGACUCAGGCAGCGAUGAAGGACUCCCUCUGGAGGACAGCGAGGAAAGCUGUGACGGGCCGGCUGCGUCUCCCAGCCUCCAGCAGUCCCACAGCUCCUCCAUCACCUGCCACAUCUGUCAGAAAGUUUACAGCAACAAAGGCACGUUCAGGGCUCACUACAAAACGGUGCACCUCCGGCUGCUCCACAAGUGCAAAAUACCAGGCUGUGACACCACAUUCUCUUCUGUUCGCAGCCGCAACCGCCACAGUCAGAACCCAAAUCUUCACCGUAACCUUGCAGGGAAUAUUUCCCUCAAGCAGGAGUAGGAUUCUCCUAAACAUACAUAGUCAGCGGCUCACUGUAAUAACUGGGGCUCAUAAGCACUCUGGUCUUUGUACUGCACAAUCAAGCAUUACUGGAAGGACACAAUCAUAUUUAUAACGAAGCCUGAUGUUGUUUACCUUUCUAAUGUUAAGAAAUGUUUUUUCAUCUCUGAUGUUAUAUCUAUUUGAGAAACUUUACAUAUAUUUAUUGAAUUUUUUAAGAGCAAAAGCGAAAGACAGAUGCCUAAAAUGACUGAAGAAACUACAGAGACAAUCAAGAAAACAAAAUGACCUUGAGAGAUCCUUAAAUUAAUCAGUGCUGUUAUACAGUAUGCUUAGUCAUGCAUUUAAAAAAAAUCCAAAGCCACAUAAAAAAACAAGUCUGGUUUACCUUCUCUGCACUUAUUCACUGAGAUACACGUGUUUCAUCAGCAGGAGACUGAGAGAGAGAGAGAGAGAGCAUUGAUACAGCAUUGUAGAGUGAUAAAGAUGGAGAUGUAGGAAAGAUACAGAUGGAGAUGGAGGAAUGGGAAAGAGAGAGGUAAGAAUGUUGGCGAGACUCUCUUUGUCAUGUGUUACAGUGAAUGUUCUGGCGUGUGUUUGCUUGCUCUUCAGUUUUUUUUUAAUUGCAAAAAGAAAACAAUCAGUGGUCAAUAGAUUGUGUUGAUGUUCCAAUCAAUAUGCCCUUAAAAGAGGCUGUUGUGCUCUUGAGUAAGUUAUUGUGUUACUGUAAGUUGUAUUUUUUUGGGGUCAAGCACCUGCGGUCUUCAAUGUCUUAUUUAUUCUCACAUCUGGAUGGAGUCCGUCAUGCCUCCGUCACCGACACACUAAACACUUCAGUCUAUUCUCAAAUGUGGCUAAGAGAGACAGUUUACUGUGAUAAAACACAUCUGUUUGGUUUAACGUUUGCAAUCAAAAUACUGAAACCUGGAGGCAGCAGUGAAAUCUGCAUAUUGUCUGAAUCAUUUCAGUUUUUUUUUACAUAAAGGCUAUUUCUUAAUAAAUUGAUUUGCAUCUGCCGCUGUCGUGCUUGACCCCUGAAUCGCUGCUUAUAUUUCUAUUGUUGAUCUUGUUGUGGAAACCAAAGAUUCUUGAUCCAGGACGUGUGCUAAUCAGCAGAAGAAUCAGACGACACACAUGAAAAAACCGUCUGAUAAUGCUUUCACACAGGUUACUCUAAAGACUUACGAUUGAGUUUUGUAAGAUGUUUUCAUCAGUUUAAUAUCAUGUGCUUUAUCAUGUGCAUGGGGUUUUAGUAAAACAGUGAAGACUUAGACUGAGGUCAGCAAAUGAAGACUGAUGCUCUUAAAGCACAAACCUGUGGACAUGUAUUCCUUUCUCUUUGUUUUACGUGUAAAAUCUUUUGUACUCUUCCCCUACACCACAAGUGUAUGCUGAAAUGUGAUGAGCAGGGUUAUCAGGAUUAUAAAACUAGUCCAACCCUAACCCACAAUCAUUUAUUUGUCUUCAGUGAAAUCAUUUUCCACUGUUAAUAAACUAUUUUAAAAAACCA